Molecule: messenger RNA, 3133 nt
Organism: Chrysemys picta bellii (western painted turtle)
Lineage: Eukaryota; Metazoa; Chordata; Testudines; Emydidae
Gene: CDC42SE2
Product: CDC42 small effector 2
Biological process (GO): regulation of Rho protein signal transduction
Cellular component (GO): plasma membrane
Molecular function (GO): small GTPase binding
Source: RefSeq, a predicted model, not a curated record
AGCUGCCUGCGUUCUCCCGGGCGCACCCGGGCGGCUCUGGCGGCUGUUUGAAAGUGCGGAGGAGGAGCGGGGCUGCGCACGGGGCUGGCGGGCAGCGGCAGCCCGGCCUCCUUUGUCCCCUCCCCUAGUCGCCGAGCCGGCAGCGGGUGCAGCAGCCGGGAGCUGAGCGGGCCGGCCUGGGGAGAUCUUUCCCUUCCCGCAGCAGCACCGAGGUCGCCAUCUUCGCCUCUCCGCCCCGGCUCCCAAGCAGGGCGACGGAAAAUCCCUCUAGCCAGGCGCUGCUCGUGCCGCAUCCCUCGCCGCCAGCACCCAGCGCCCGCCGCCGCCCGAGAGCCAGGGCAGCCGGGGAGGGGAGUGGGCGCGGCCCCCGCCCGCUCCAUGUGAUCGCCCGGGCUCAGCAGCCUCCCGCACUGAUCUCAUCUCCAUCCUCCCCAGCGCUGCGGGCACCCGGCGGGAGACGGAGGUGCCGAGGGGAGGCGAGGGGAAGCCAGACAAAGGAGCAGGCGCUGCUGUAGCAGGAGGUAAUUGCCUUUAGAAUAAGGACCAAGAGACCAUUUAUACAUGCUUCUUCGGUGCUUGGACUAACACAUUCGGAGAGAAGACUCUUUUACAUCUUUGUCACAAACUUGAUUAUCCCACGACUUAACUGCCAUUGGGAAAAGCUCACAACAGAAAAAAAACCUUUCCCACUUUCGGUCCAUUACACAGUAAUUGAGCUAAGGAACGUUCUGCGUGGAGGCUCUAUAGCAGAGAUUUGGAAUUUUGCUGCUUGCUCUCAUCCUCUGUGUUCACACUUCAGACUGUAAACAAUGAGUGAGUUCUGGUUGUGUUUCAACUGCUGUAUUGCAGAACAGCCUCAGCCUAAAAGGCGACGGCGGAUCGACCGAAGUAUGAUUGGAGAGCCAACAAACUUUGUUCACACAGCUCAUGUAGGAUCAGGAGACUUAUUCAGUGGAAUGAAUUCGGUGAGUUCAAUUCAGAACCAAAUGCAGUCCAAGGGAGGCUAUGGAGGUGGCAUGUCUGCAAAUGUUCAGAUGCAACUUGUAGAUACAAAAGCAGGAUAACCUUGGGGAAGCAUUUCCAGUUCUUGUGAAUUUCUGUAUCUUCUUUCCUGUGUUCCCCCUUUUGCCCUGGUGACUGCUUUCUGUGUUCAUGACAAGAGAGAAGUGAUGGCUCAUUGUUCACCCCUUGUGAUUAUUCCAGUGAAAGUUGCUGUUCUGCUCUGAUGAUGUCAUUUGUCAGAUUGGUCCUACCGUGCCUUUCAGUGGCAUGCACACAUUUGGCCUCUAUCAAAACCAUGGACAUAUAGCUGUUUAGGGUUUGGGGAGUUUUGUUUGUUUGUUUUGUUUUCCUUUUUUACAUUUUUCAAUAUUAAGCAAAUUAAUGCUCCAGUUUUAGCUUGGUCAUCUUUUUCUUUUCUUUCUGAAAGUGCUAGUGUGCAGCAUUCUUCUUUUGCUGGGUCUCUUAAUUUCCCGCUCCCCCUCUGUAAUUUAGAAGUGAGUGAGUUCCUAUUAAUGUUUUUAAUCUGUCAUUGUUUAUAUAUGUUUUUGAAAGGUCUGGGACCUGCAAGCACAAUGAUCAUUUCAUACAUUUGAAAAUCAGCAGAGUAGAUGACCGCAUGCUUUGUGAAGUUGCUUUGUAUGGUGGCCUGUUUAGUGCCAGAAAAAAAAAUGUUUGUUACUGCGGACUGAUGAUACUGUUGCUGAUUAAAAGUUUAGCUGUGACACUGGGUCAUGGCAGGCUCUGAAGAAGGACUUGUAACUUAGCUGCUUCAGAGUUAUGUCUUAAGUUUUCAUCCAACUGGUCCUGAAAUAAUAAAGAGUGAGCUUGCAUUCAUAAGGCAUUUUGUUGUAAAUGUUUAGUAUAUUUAUUUUGAAAGAGCUGACCUCGAGAUUGUAAACCAGUGUAGUACCGUAUCUAAGUGUUGUGGUAGAGCUUUUUGUCUGUUUAAAAAAGCAUCAUCAUGUUUGGCUGCUUUCUUUUUCUUUUUCCUUUUUUAAUUUUGCUUAAUUUUUAGGUUAUAUGGUCAUUUCCAGUAGCAGCAUGUCAAACUGCCUGCGAUAUUAGCUGAAGUUUAGUUGACCUCUCUAAGUAGUUGGCAGUUUCUGUGUACUAAAUAUUUAGGGGCCAUGUAAGUUGCUAAGAGCAACAUACUGAUCUGGCAGAGCAGAUGCCAGGGAAAACAACAUACAGGGUGACUUUUUACUAUGUCAGUAAGAAGCCUUUUGCUCAGGUUCCAAAGCAUGUUCUUCUUUCACAUGUUGUGAAAAUUGUAUUUUAAUAUUGCACUGUUCUCAGAUUUUUCUGUAAAUGGUCCUUUCCUUUUUUUCCUCCUUGUUGGUGAUAUGAAACAGAAGUCAAUGGUUUGAAUUCUAACUGACUUCAAAAAAUUAUGUGAAAAAUCAUCCUCAACUACAUUUAACAUUUUAACUAGCAAACUGGGCAUAACUGAGCCUAAUCAGAUGAAAGCUAAAAUAAAUAUACAUAAAAACGUAAAUGUGAUACACUUAACAAUUAUUGUCCUCUCCUUUCUAGCCCCUCUCCUAAUUUCCAUUUCCAUUUUGUGUUGAAACAGACCCCAGAUUGGUAUAAACACAUACACAUCUGCUUUUUUUCCUGGUACUAAACAAAAAGUCAUAUUCACACAAAUAUACUGGAUAUUGAGGCCAUUGACUCUCUUCGGGAGUAGUAAAGUUGUAAUCCGAUGGUAGAUGUAAAUUAUCUGGUUGGAUAGUUCUGGUAAACUUGGAUAGUCUUCACCGCUGGAGGUACUGAUUCAUGAUGCCACAGGAUUGAGAUCUGUUCAGUUGUCUGGAGUGCAUAAAUACGACAGCACGGUGAUUUGGGGUCAGCGUUUCACGUGCAUCUUUAUCAAUGAGCCUUUAAAUACUCUAGGGUUACAAAAUGAUUUUCACUUUUUGUUAUCACUCUGCCAAUUAAUUUUAGUGAGCAGGUUUACCUUGCACUUGUCAAAUGUCUUCAGCUCAGUAGCCAGAAAAAAAAUUGACAUAUUUUUAUAACAAACAUACUUUUUUUGUACAUUGUGUUCAUUCUUGAAUAAAGUCAGUUCAGUGUUGACUUGUAGAUAUUAAAAGGAAAGUAUUGACUUUGAUUCAAUAAAUGUUUUCUUUCA